This is a messenger RNA of Crotalus tigris (Tiger rattlesnake), 3033 nucleotides long. RefSeq names its product NDRG family member 4 (gene NDRG4). The record is from RefSeq and is a predicted model, not a curated record. The transcript is spliced from 19 exons. Gene Ontology annotation, cellular component: cytoplasm. NCBI's taxonomy places the organism in Eukaryota, Metazoa, Chordata, Lepidosauria, Squamata, Viperidae. Gene Ontology annotation, biological process: positive regulation of ERK1 and ERK2 cascade; brain development; signal transduction. Bases 246 to 1832 code for a protein of 528 amino acids.
GGCUGCUCUGGGACUUCCUUUAGACGGGCGACGGCGGUUCCGGGCCCGAGUGGCCUGGCGCGGCCUGCUGGAUUAUAGCCGGCGGUGCUUCAGGCUAGGCCUCAUCUGAGUCCAGCAGCCUCGCUGGCAGGGAAAGGCCAAGGAAUGGCUGCCCCAAAUGCUCUCGAACGCCUCUGCCCGAGGAAGCGGAGUGCUGGCAUCCCGGUCCCCGUGCUCAGACUCGAGGUCGCCGGGGGGGGGGAGCCAUGGGUUUCGAAGCCUUUCUUGACUUUGGUUCAAAGUUGGAAAUCCCUCUCUGGUUGGCCAAAGGCUUGUAUGACAAGCGGAGGAUUAUUUCUGUGGAGCUGCCAAAAGUUUACAAGGAGAGCUGGCGGACAGUGUUUAAUGCUGAUGCCAGUGUGGUUGACCUGCAUAAAUUGGGGCCAUAUUACUAUGGAUUUGGGUCCCAGUUACUCAAUUUUGACAAUCCUGAAAAUACUGAAUUAGCUCAAUCUAUACUACAGACAUUUAUUGGCCGUUUCCGUCACAUUAUGGACUCUUCCCAGAAUACUUUCAAUGAGGACACGUCUGCAUUGGUGGCCCGACUGGAUGAGUUGGAGCGGGCCUUAUUUCAGACUGGCCAGAAGGGACUCCAUGACUUCCAGUGCUGGGAAAUGGGACUGUUGCUCCAGGAAGUGACCAUGGCUAGCCUACACGAGCAGCGAUUUACAGAGGAGAAGCCUCUGCUCCGUGGACAAGAUGCUGAAAUGGAGAAUUCAGACACUUUCCUGCCUGCAGUGGACAUUGACUGGAAGGAGCAUGACAUCGAGACACCCUACGGACUGCUGCACGUUGUCCUUCGGGGAUCUGCCCGAGGGAACCGCCCUGCCCUCCUGACUUACCAUGAUGUGGGGCUCAAUCACAAGCUCUGCUUCAACACUCUCUUCAACUCUGAAGAAAUGCUAGAGAUCAUGAAGCACUUUGUGGUGUGCCACGUGGAUGCGCCCGGGCAGCAGACUGGGGCGUCCCAGUUUCCCCAGGGGUAUCAGUACCCGUCCAUGGACCAGUUAGCUGCCAUGUUGCCCAGUGUGGUCCAACAUUUUGGGUUCAAGUAUGUGAUUGGAAUUGGAGUCGGAGCAGGUGCCUAUGUUCUUACCAAAUUUGCCCUGAUCUUCCCAGAUCUGGUGGAAGGCCUCGUUCUGAUCAAUAUUGACCCAAAUGGCAAAGGCUGGAUUGACUGGGCUGCCAGCAAGCUCUCUGGCCUGACCAGCACAUUAUCUGACAUGGUGCUGUCUCAUCUGUUCAGCCAGGAGGAGUUGGCCAAUAACAUGGAGCUGGUGCAGAGCUAUCGCCAGCAAAUAGCCAGCACGGUGAACCAGUUCAACCUGCAGCUCUUCUGGAGUAUGUACAACAGCCGCAGAGAUCUGGAGAUUAACCGCCCCGGUAGUGCACCCAAUGCAAAGACGCUCCGCUGCCCGGUGAUGCUGGUGGUGGGUGACAAUGCCCCUGCAGAAGAUGGUGUGGUUGAAUGCAACUCCAGGCUGGACCCAACUACCACCACUUUCCUGAAGAUGGCCGAUUCCGGAGGGCUUCCCCAAGUGACUCAGCCUGGGAAACUGACUGAGGCGUUCAAGUACUUCCUGCAAGGAAUGGGCUAUGUGGCGUACCUGAAGGACCGGCGACUGAGUGGAGGAACAGUGCCCUCGGCCAGCAUGACGCGCCUGGCCCGUUCACGCACAGCCUCCCUCACCAGCGCCAGUUCGGUGGAUGGCAACCGUCCCAGAGCCUGCACCCACUCCGAAAGCAGCGAAGCUAUGGGCCAGAUCAACCACACCAUGGAGGUGUCCUGCUGAGAGUCCCCGAUGCCCUCCCUUGGCCACCAUCUUUGUUCGGGGAGCUGUGGCCAUCCAUCAUUGCAUCACUCGCCAGCCACUGUUUUUGCUGCUUCUCGUGGCUUCCAUUACCUUGUCUGCCCAUCUCUCCCAAUUCCACUACAAAGUUACAGCAGGAAGCAGCAGCAUUCAAUCCAAGCCUGCCUUCCUGUUUGUUAGAGAUGCCAUUUUACAGUAGCCAUGUUCCCCUGCUCCAAUCUAUCCUUCACAAGCAGCCCCGUUGGUUCCUUGUAGCAACAGAACUGGCCCUAGCCUGUUUCCCAGAGCCUGGAGGUAAGCAGGGCACAGCUUGGGAUUGGCCAGCCUGAGGGUAUUUCCCACUGGGUUGCAGUGGUGGAUGUUGGAGCUUCUGUUUGGGGUGCCCAGUAUUUAUCCCCAGCAAGUCUUCGCUCCUGGCCAUUUGUGGGGAUGGGAAGAUCUGUAACUCUUGUGCCUGGAGAAGUUGAUCUGUAACUCAAGUGCUGAGCCAGCUGCAGCUCCAGCAGACUCGAGCUGCAGUUGAUUCUAGCCGCUGGGGCAAGAGCUGCUUAGUAGGCCAGGCAUAAGCUUGUGGGGAAAGUCCCCCAGAGGGUCCACCCUUAGGCUCUCCUCUGCCCUCAACUGCCUGGGUACCAGAGCGAUGGCCCCAGCAGGCAGCCCCUGAUGGAGGCCUUGCUUGAGAGGCUCAGAGUAGGGUGUAGCAGGAGCCCCUGGUCAGAGGGAAGGGGAGAUCCGUUCCAAGAAUGGCUGUAGUCUAGGUUCUCUGAAGCCGCUUGAUCCUCGUCAACAGCUCGGCUUCCACUGCAGGGGACAGUAUGGCGCUGAUCCGCCCUCCUAGCAGCUUUCCCACCUGGCUUGGGGAGGAGUGCUGGCUGGGGUGGGUCAGCAGCAUUUGCACCUCCACCAAAGCGCUUGAACGAGGGCAGGGGGGCAUCAGAGCCCCACAGUAAUGCAGGCAGGAACCUUCCAGCCCUUCAAAGUUCCUGCGCAGCUUCUUGCAACUCCCUCUACCAGGCUAGGAAAGGGGCCCAAGAAGACAAACACAGGCCGGGGGAUGAUGGCAGGAGCCCUGGGCAGGAAAGUCGGAAGCUCUUUCUCAUCCAAGAAGGCUGCUAGUCAGGCCGAUUCCCGCUUGCUGUCCCACCGGGGGAGGGGAUAGACCGCAGUGUUUCUCAACCUUGAC